Molecule: messenger RNA, 1972 nt
Organism: Cebus imitator (Panamanian white-faced capuchin)
Lineage: Eukaryota; Metazoa; Chordata; Mammalia; Primates; Cebidae
Product: obg-like ATPase 1
Cellular component (GO): cytoplasm
Molecular function (GO): ATP binding; GTP binding; ATP hydrolysis activity
Source: RefSeq, a predicted model, not a curated record
GCCAUCGUACUCCAGCCUGGGUGACAGAGCAAGACUCUGUCUCAAAAAUAAAUAAAUAAACGGGUAAAAAAAAAAAAAUGGAAAUCUCCCUUUACUUAUUUAGAAAAUUCAAAGAUGUAUCCAUCACUUUCUACAUAUGUUUGGAUUCCUGUCCUUAAGUUAUCUCACAAUUCUACUUCCUAGUGUCCUGAAAUGUUCAAAUAGUAUAUUAAGUUCUUUUGAAAUAGCUAACUAAAGCGCCAUGGGAGUCUGUUGAAAACUCAGGUUUGUUCCUUGCUAAAAUUUGUAAGUCCUUCAUUAUGACUAUAAAGAAAAAACAUGGUCAUCACCCAGGCCAAGCACGAUGCCCCCCAAGAAGGGAGGUGAUGAAAUUAAACCACCCCCAAUCAUUGGAAGAUUUGGAACCUCACUGAAAAUUGGUAUUGCUGGAUUGCCAAAUGUUGGGAAAUCUACUUUCUUCAAUGUAUUAACCAAUAGUCAGGCUUCAGCAGAAAACUUCCCAUUCUGCACUAUUGAUCCUAAUGAGAGCAGAGUACUUGUGCCAGAUGAAAGGUUUGACUUUCUUUGCCAGUACCACAAACGAGCAAGCAAAAUUCCUGCCUUUCUAAACGUAGUGGAUAUUGCUGGCCUUGUGAAAGGAGUUCACAAUGGGCAGGGCCCGGGGAAUGCUUUUUUAUCUCAUAUUAGUGCCUGUGAUGGCAUCUUUCACCUAACACGUGCUUUUGAAGAUGAUGAUAACCAUGUUGAAGGAAGUGUAGAUCCUAUUCGAGAGAUAGAAAUAAUACAUGAAGAGCUUCAGCUUAAAGAUGAGGAAAUGAUUGGGCCCAUUACAGAUAAACUAAAAAAGGUGGUUGUGAGAGGAGGAGAUAAAAAACUAAAACCUGAAUAUGAUAUAAUGUGCAAAGUAAAAUCCUGGGUUAUAGAUCAAAAGAAACCUGUUUGCUUCUAUCAUGAUUGGAAUGACAAAGAGAUUGAAGUGUUGAAUAAACACUUAUUUUUGACUUCAAAACCAAUGGUCUACUUGGUUAAUCUUUCUGAAAAAGACUACAUUCGAAAGAAAAACAAAUGGUUGAUAAAAAUUAAAGAGUGGGUGGACAAGUAUGACCCAGGUGCCUUGGUCAUUCCUUUUAGUGGGGCCUUAGAACUCAAGUUGCAAGAAUUGAGUGCUGAGAAGAGACAGAAGUAUCUGGAAGCGAACAUGACACAAAGUGCUUUGCCAAAGAUCAUUAAGGCUGGGUUUGCAGCACUCCAGCUAGAAUACUUUUUCACUGCAGGCCCAGAUGAAGUGCGUGCAUGGACCAUCAGGAAAGGGACUAAUGCUCCUCAGGCUGCAGGAAAGAUCCACACAGAUUUUGAAAAUGGAUUCAUUAUGGCUGAAGUAAUGAAAUACGAAGAUUUUAAAGAGGAAGGUUCUGAAAAUGCAGUCAAGGCUGCUGGAAAGUACAGACAACAAGGCAGAAAUUAUAUUGUUGAAGACGGAGAUAUUAUCUUCUUCAAAUUUAACACACCUAAAGAAGAAAUAACUAAAUAACACAACUAAAGAAGAAAUAAAAUGUAGUUAUUGCUCAGAUAAACAUACAAUUUCCAAAAGACAUAUGGCUUUUUUAAAUUAAAAUUUCUGAAAACCGAUGGGACAAAUAAAGUUGGGGAGAUGGGAAUCUUCGACAAACAAACUAUUUUUAUUUGUUUUAACAUUAAAAUACUGUGUACCUCCAGUGAAAUGCAAGUUCACUAAAUGUGAACAGCUUUGCUUUUCACGUGAUUAAGACCCUACUCCAAAUAGUAGAAGCUUUUCAGGAGCCAUAUUACUCUCAUGAUACUUCAUUAAUCUCCAUCAUGUAUGCCAAGCCUGACACAUUUGACAGUGAGGACAAUGUGGCUUGCUCCUUUUUGAAUCUACAGAUAAUGCAUGUUUUACAGUACUCCAGAUGUCUACACUCAAUAAAACAUUUGACAAAAAAAAAAUAAAGAA